Molecule: messenger RNA, 5758 nt
Organism: Epinephelus moara (kelp grouper)
Lineage: Eukaryota; Metazoa; Chordata; Actinopteri; Perciformes; Serranidae
Gene: trappc8
Product: trafficking protein particle complex subunit 8
Exons: 30
Coding region: 154-4617 (1487 amino acids)
Biological process (GO): protein localization to phagophore assembly site; endoplasmic reticulum to Golgi vesicle-mediated transport
Cellular component (GO): cytoplasmic vesicle; phagophore assembly site; TRAPPIII protein complex
Molecular function (GO): protein binding
Source: RefSeq, a predicted model, not a curated record
AGCUCCACACAGGAAGUCGGUUGGCGAAUUCAACAUGGCCGCUGUGUGCUAAUAGAGGAGGAGUAGUCUAAGCUAUGAAAUACUGAGUCUUUCUCAGUCUCCAGGACAGUUGACUCGGUUCAGUGUGCUAUCUGGUGUUGACGCUGGUCCGACAUGGCCCAGUGUGUUCAGUCUGUGCAGGAGUUCGUCCAGGACUCGUUUGUCCCGAUGGUGGCCGUCUUGUGUAGUGAAGAAGCGGAGAGAGUGACUCGCAAGAACAACCUGAAUUUCGCCGAGCUGCUGCGGCCUUUCUGCAGACUAACGUCCGAAGGUCACAUCCGGGACCCCAACAACCAGGUGCAGGUUGUGAAAAACCUGCGAAUCUGUGUCAACAAUGUGGUGACAAGCCCAAAUACAGCAUCUGCUGCCUUCAGCCCCGCCCAGCGCAGACUGCUCAAUGAAGUGGUGUUAUCCUGCCAGCCACAAGAGGGCGCUGCGAACAAUGUGAUCACGGCAGGAGACUAUGACCUCAAUUUUAGUGAUAACUCUCUUAAAGCUAGCACCCCCUGGUACAGUGCCUGGAGAGAAACACUGUUGGAAAUCAGCACCUCCAAGCACUACACAGCUACCACGCCCUGGUUUGAAACCUACAGGGAGAACUUCCUGCAGUCCAUGCCUGCUUCCGACCACGAGUUUCUCAAUCACUACCUCGCCUGCCUGCUGGUGGUGUCCUCCACUGAGGCAGUCCCUGUGGAGCAGUUCCUCAAGCUUUCUCAGGAACAGCACAGGAUUCAGCACAGCGGAGAAUACACUAACCCCAAGUGGUUUAUCCCCAACACACUCAAGUACUACGUCUUACUGCACGACAUGAGCGAGGGGGGUGAACAGAGGGCAGAUUCGGUGUAUGAGGAUAUGAAACAGAGGUAUGGUCAUCAGGGCUGCUAUCUGUUAAAAAUGAACUCUCGCACCAUCUCAGCCGAAGAAGACGAACAGAUUCCAGAUCCCUGGAGUCAAUACCUGCACAGGAAUAAUCUGCAGAGCCAGGAAACGCUUGAUGACGUAGCUGCAGCAGUGAACAGUGCUGCUGUUGAGAACAACAUUAGUGCAGCUGAAGUGGACUGCCAACACUCAACAGAGAAAGAAGGAGCAUCCAACAGCCUGGACAGCCAUCCUCUCCAGCUGGACACAGCGAGCAGCUCGGGGAGCCUGCACGCCCUCAGCGCUGUUAACGCCGACCUGAAGAAAGGUGCGAGAGAUUCGGAGAGCCAGGCGGGGGGAGCAGGGAGCCACGGGGCGUGUCUGACCCUGAAUGACCAUGACCACAUCAGACAAUUCAUUCAAGAGUUCACCUUCAGAGGCCUGCUGCCACACAUAGAGAAGAACAUCAGACAGCUCAACGACCAGCUGGUCUCCAGAAAAGGUCUGAGUCGGUCUCUGUUCACUGCAACCAAGAAGUGGUUUGGUGGAGGGAAAGUUCCCGAGAAGAGCAUCAGUGAACCAAAGAGCACAUUUGGCCUUCUAUAUCCCCCAGAAGCCCCGGAGCUGCAGAUCAGGAAGAUGGCUGACCUGUGCUUCCUGGUUCAGCACUAUGAGCUGGCCUACAGCUGUUACCACACUGCCAAGAAGGACUUCCUGUCGGACCAGGCCAUGCUAUAUGCUGCAGGAGCACUGGAAAUGGCUGCAGUGUCAGCCUUCCUGCAGGCUGGAGCUCCCAGACCAUAUCCAGCACACUACAUGGACACUGCAAUACAGACGUACAGAGAUGUCUGCAAGAACAUGGUGCUGGCUGAGCGCUGUGCAUUACUCAGUGCUGAGAUACUCAAGAGUCAGGCCAAAUACUCAGAGGCGGCAACUCUCCUCAUUAAGAUGACCAGUGAGGACUCUGACCUUCGCAGUGCUCUGCUGUUAGAACAGGCUGCCCAUUGCUUCAUUAAUAUGCGUAACCCUAUGGUGCGCAAGUUUGCCUUCCACAUGAUCCUGGCUGGUCAUCGUUUCAGCAAAGCAGGACAGAGGAGGCAUGCACUGCGUUGUUACUGCCAAGCCAUGCAGGUGUACAAGGAGAGGGGGUGGUCUUUGGCAGAAGACCAUAUCAACUUCACAAUUGGUCGUCAGUCUUUCACACUUCGACAACCUGAAAACGCUGUAACAGCUUUCAGACAGAUCCUGACCAAUGACAGCAGGCAGACGGCCACACAGCAGGGCGCCUUUCUCAGAGAAUAUCUCUAUGUUUAUAAGAGUGUGGUAGGGGGAAAUGAAGACAGCCUCCCCCAGCUGCCUCUGCCCUGCAUCCACAGCUCAGCCACGAGGGUCUACUUUGGACAUGAACGCCGCCUUGCAGAAGGGGAAAAGCAGGCAGCCACUCAUGUGUCCCUGGACCAGGAGUAUGACCAGGAUUUGGCAGCCAUGUGGUGCCAACUGGAGGAACAGCUUGUGGCUGCUGCCAACAGAGGGACGGUCCCAGCAAACUUCCAGCCCACCCAGAGCUGUUUGAACAGCCAGACAGACAACCUGCGCCAUCCACUGGCUGUGGCAGAGGAGCCAAUCAUAGUGGAGGUGACAUUCAGGAACCCUCUGAAGGUUCCUCUGGCUCUGACCAGCCUCUCACUCCUCUGGAGGUUCACUGCUGAUGGUGCGUCUCAAUCGAAGGAGAAGACGACUGAAGAGAAGGCAGGACAGGUCAUCACCAAUGAGGAGACUCCGGCUCAAGAGAAGGCACAGAAAGAUGAUAUCGUCACCACUGAGAUCAUCCCGGAGUUUCUUAUGGGUUUAGAGGAGACAAAAACGGCUCGACUCCGCCUGCUGCCACACAGAACAGGCCAGCUGAACAUCGUGGGUGUGGUGUACAACCUGGCUGCAGCCUCCUCUGGAGAGAUGGCUCCCAGCACUGAAGGCCAGCAGACGUUGGAUUUCAUGGAGGUUCGCGGCAAACAGGACCUGAAGAUCCGGGGGCCACGACUCAACCAGACAAAAGAGGACAAGAUGGUGAUUCGACAUGGUCUGGAUCGACGUCUGGAUCCCAUCAUAACACCACCCAUGCCGCUAAUGGAGGUCUUCUUCCUGCAGUUUCCCACCGCUCUGCUAUGCGGAGAGAUCAGGAAAGCCUACGUUGAGUUCUGUAACGUCAGUGGUGUUGCUUUGUGUGGGCUUCGAGUGGCGUCCACACACCCACACUUCUUCACCUUCGGCAGCCAGACCACCACUCCCCUCACGCCGCUCAGCCCGACCUCGGCUGAAAAUUGCUCGGCCUAUAAAACCUUGGCCACACCCCGGCAGCCAGGCUCAGUGGCAACUGAGAUGUUGGUGUCAGCGGAGGAUUUCAGCCAGCCGUCCGGUGUGAUAGAGAUCCCGAUAAAUGGCAGCACGUUGCAACCCGGGGAGUCCACUCAGCUGCCUCUCUGGCUCAGAGGACCAGACCAGGAGGGAGUCCAUGAAAUCAACUUCCUGUUCUACUAUGAGAGCACAGAGAAAGGACUCAAAAUCAGUCACCGGGUGUUGCGUCACACAGUGUUUAUCUGUGCCAGUCGCUCCCUGAGUGUGCAGGCAUCAGCCUGCCGCAGCAGUGUUCCUCCUCAUCACAGUAUGGAUGACAAAGGCAGCGGCGGCACGCUGGUCUUUAUUGACGUGGAGAACAUUAAUACGAGUGAAGCUGGCGUGCGUGAGUUCCACAUCGUCCAGGUGUCCAGCAGCAGUCAACACUGGCGCCUCCACAAGUGUAUCAACCCAGCCAAGGAUAAAGACUGUAAACUCACCAGCAGAGAAAGAGCCAAGCUGUGUUUCAGGGCCACACGAUGCAAGCCCCCCCAAGCUACCUUGGCUGCUGUAGAGAAAUUCACCUUUGCAGACCUGAAUCUGGGAAAUGAAAGGAUCAUCAGUUCCUCCACCCCUUGUGGAGAUUUCUUCUUCCGUGGCUGUCGGACCUCAGAGUAUCAGCGAGGGGAUGGGGCCUCGUCCAGGACAUCAUCCAGCAACAAGAGUCAGGGCUCUGUCCCCACUGAGGACAGAGCCUCUGACAUCACUGACAUCGUCAAGAAGUGUAAUGAGCUGGACCUCAACAUAAUCGUCAUCUGGAAGGCCUAUGUGGUGGAGGACAACAAACAGCUGAUCCUAGAGGGCCAGCUCCAUGUGGCGCUGCAGACCAUCGGCAAAGAGGCCAGUUCUCUGACUCCCAAAGAGGAAUCUCAGGAGAUGGUGCUGCUCAAGUUUAAAUCAGAACUACCUACUCCAGUCGCCCUGCCCUCCGCAGAGCUGUCGCAACUCAUCAAAACCAACCUGCACUACCCCGAGACCUACACACAUCCCUUUGUCCAGAAUAGUCUCUGUGUGGUGCCGGUCACUCUGACUCUGUCCAACUGCUCUUUGGCUCAAGUGGAUGUCGUCAUUGACCUAAGACACAAAAGCAGCAGCACGGAGUCUCUGGAGGUCCACAGCUCGUUCACCUGGGUGGGUCAGAGCCAGUACAAGCUGCAGCUGAAGCCUCAGGAGGUGCUGUGCCUGACUCUGCGAGCCUGUUUCCUCCAGGCGGGAGUCUACAACCUAAACACGCCGCGAGUUUUUGCCAAGCCGGCCGAGCAGGGCGUCAUGUGUGAGACGAGUCAGCAGACAGCUAGUCCUGCUCUCAUUAUCAUCAACAACGCCUGAGUGGAGCAUCAUGGCUGCCGACGGGAGGACCAAAUGCUCCUCUUCCCACAUGAGCAUAUUUCUUAAUUGCUACAGGGCAACAGGAAGUGCAGAUGUUUGUACCAAUUACUUAAAUAGAUAAAGGUGUAUUUAAAACAAAUGAUGAGUUCAUGGGCCUCAGAACUGUUAAGUUUCAUCAUCCAGGCAUCAAAGAGUUUCACUUGCAUGUUAUUUUUUUCUGUACAAGGCCCUCUCAUCAACACACAGUUUUACCCUCCUACCAUCCAGCCCUCCAUGGCUCCACUGUCUCCACCCGCCCUGUUUCACACACCUGCCACCAGCAUCUCAAACACCCACUUGUGUUUGGAAGCUAAGGAAAGCUCGGUCAUCUGGCAGACACGUGCUGGUGUUAGACCAGAACACUGACUUUGUCUCUGACUUUGCUUUAAGGCUUUAGAUCAAACUGUUGCACUUCUUUUAAACAGGGUGUGUGCCUACGUGGAGCCCCGUCACAUGAGUGCUCACAUCACUGGGAUAUCAGUUUCAGUGCGUGUGGUUCAGUUCAGCUGGACUGGCCUUCAGCUCCAGACUCUGUGGACUGAUGCAAAAACUUCAACCUGCAAAUAUACUGAACUCUGGAGGAACCAGAUGUGUAAAAUUCCUGACUGGACCGAGCAGUAGUUUUAAAAUGUCAGUGACUGUGACAUUCUAACAAGAGCUGUUUACAUCCUGAAUAUUGUACGCCUCAGCACUCAGACGUCUUCUCAUUGAGUCCUUGGCGAGAGGCUGAUGACAGACCCCCGUCUCACUGCCCAUUCUGUGUGUGAUUUUAACUCCAUCAGUACAACAGACGACCAUGUCCUCAUGUGCACGCAGUUGAUUUUCUAGAGUCAGCCAAUCCAAUCAGAACACCCCUCCUAACCUGUGUAUUUAACCUCACCAUAUUGUGAUCGAGCUCUUGUAUGCAUUGAAUUGACAGCUUUUCUGAAAAUUAUGUAUUAUAUUUAUAUAACAAAUUGGUUGUAAAUAGAAAAUAAAAAUGUAACUAAUGAUACUGUAUGUACUGUGAGAGACUGUCUGAUAUCUGGCCAGGGAACAAUUGACAUUUAUAGAUACAGAGUAUUGUGUUGUUGUUCCAGGUCUUAUAAAGUAUAUAAAAUUC